CAUAGCAGCGCUCACAGAGUGAGCUCCAGGACAGGAUCACAACAGACUGCUCUUCAACGGCGACCGGACCCCCGGCAACAUGGAGGGCGUCUGAACCCCAGAGAAAGGCGUGAGGGCGGGUAUUGAUGUUCGUUUCAGAGUCGAUCUCUACACAGAGAGCGUGCGCCGGACAUCCGCGGGUCAGGACGGGGUUAGACGCGACCAGCAUGGACGCAGUGCUGCCCACCGAGGCGGAGCUGACCGAGCCCGGUCCGGGCAAGGAGAGGAGGAGGAGGACCAUACAGUUCACCGUCCCGCCGCCCUCCAGCGCCCCCGCCCAGCUCGACUCGCGACAGGUGGAGAUGAUACGGCGACGAAGGCCCACUCCCGCGACGCUCUUUACGCUGUCCGAUCCUGCGUCUCCAGAGGAGGGGGCUGUGUCUCUUAAGGGAGCACUGAAGGCCAGCCGGAACACCCCAUCAGGCUAUGAACCUCCUUCCCUCAAAGAUGUUCAGAGGAUGGCCCAGGCCCACUUGGAGUCCUGGGCCUCUGUAGAGAAAGAGGAUGGCUCCUCCUCUGAUGGCGAGCCUGAGGAGAUCUCAAAAGAUAUGCGGACGCUGCACUUCCUGCCGACCACAGCCUUGCGUCACCCCAAUGCUGCCCGUCACCAUGGAGACCAGGGGGGCAGUGCCGAUGGAGGGGAGGAUGAGGAGGAUUGACGGAGGAGGACGGGGAGAAGAGACAUGUAGAGGAUAACCUGGCUGGAGGGGGACCAGGACAGGGGGAGGUGUGUGUGUGUGUGUGUGUGUGUGUGUGUGUGUGUGUGUGUGUGUGUGUGUGUGUGUGUGUGUGUGUGUGUAUGUGCGUGUGUGCGUGUGUGCGUGUGUGCGUGUGUGCGUGUGUGUGUGUGUGUGUGUGUGUGUGUGUGUGUGUGUGUGUGUGUGUUUGUAUGUGUGUGUGCAUGUUUGCUUGUUUGUUUGUGUGUAUGGAUGCUGUGUUUUACGUUCAGAAGUUGAAGAGUUCAGAACAGGAUCCGGUUGCAACAAAUCCUGACCACUCAGAGUUCAGCUGCCAAGGACACUAGACAGGAACAUUCCCAUAUUUAAGAGCAUCUCUGUCUCUCUAUCACUCUCUCUCAGCAGUGAGAGGCUGAGCUCUAAAGGAUUUAUAUAACAGGAACAGGUGUUAAAACCCACUCCCUAAGAUUGUUUUUAUACAUUUUCAUCUAGAAGCUUGCUUGGUGUGCAGUGGCUAAGUUUCCCUGCAGUUAUUUCAGUUUGAUAAUGUAAUAAUGGCGUGUGAACAAAUAGAUUUUGGAAAGUAGCCAGGCUGGAUUAAACCAUGUCAAAAUGGAUUAAACCAAUCUACAAACCAAACCGUACCACGCAAAACCGUCCCUGACCGGAUUGCAGCAGACCAAAUCAGAAUGUUUUCUAAUGCAUCACAGCACAUCACUUAUUUUUGGUAUCAUGUUUAUUAUAACGGUUUAUUAUUGUAUGUAGCAUGUUUAAACAUAUCAAUUUUCAUGUAAUCUCUAAUUACUAAUCCCAUGUAUUCAUGUUUAUAAUGGUUAUUGUUAAUAAAAA
Molecule: messenger RNA, 1565 nt
Organism: Gadus chalcogrammus (walleye pollock)
Lineage: Eukaryota; Metazoa; Chordata; Actinopteri; Gadiformes; Gadidae
Product: protein phosphatase 1 regulatory subunit 1B-like
Exons: 5
Coding region: 126-698 (190 amino acids)
Biological process (GO): intracellular signal transduction
Cellular component (GO): cytoplasm
Molecular function (GO): protein phosphatase inhibitor activity
Source: RefSeq, a predicted model, not a curated record